AUGGCGACCACUCGCGUCGCCAUUGCAGCGUUCGCUCUGCUGCCUGCCACGGCUGUGGCCCGCGACUACGACUACGAGGGAUACCCUGCGCUGUCGGGCGUCGGCGUCUGGGUCGACGUGGACACGCCGUCGGAUGCAAGGACCAAGGUGUCGUCCCGCGGUGAAACGUGGCAGCUUGUGAUGAGCGACGAGUUUGAGAUUGAAGGGCGAACGUUCAAAGCGGGCCAGGAUCAUCUCUGGACAGCUCUCGACAUCCCGGAUGGCGUCAACGCUGCGCUCGAGUUGUACAACUCGUCCAACGUGUACACGAAGAACGGCAAGCUGAUCAACAAAGUCGAGGAAGGACCGACGAACGUGACGUACUUUAACCAGUGGCUCGAAGUGCCAGCGAUGGAAACAGCGACCCUCCACUACACAGCGGGCAUGAUGCAGUCGUGGAACAAGUUUUGUAUCCAGGGAGGGCUCAUCGAGGUCGCCGCCAAGCUGCCCGGGGCCAUCAACACCGACGGCGUCCGAACGAAACUCACACCGCAGGACCGCAUCAAGGACGGCGCGUACUACCCGACAUGGCCUGGCAUUUGGCUUAUGGGGAAUUUGGGCCGCGCGCUCUUCUCGGCCUCGACCACGCGCAUGUGGCCUUGGACGUACAACGAGUGCGUCGCCGACUUGUCUCCCCAUCAAGCAAUCUCUGCUUGCAAUGCCAAUCCGGGCUACGGUUUGAAUCCGAACCAAGGCCGUGGCGCGCCAGAAAUCGACAUCCUCGAAGGCGGCGGCGCGGCCAUCUCGUCGUCGAUUCAAAUCGCCCCCGGCAUGCCCGACUCGUUCCGGCGAAAACCAGUCAACCUGACAGCCGACAACAAGUAUUGUGUGUAUGGGAAAGGAUGUACCACCCCCGGGGCCAACAUCGCCGACGCGCCAACGUCCGCGUUCGCCGAGCGCAACCACAAAAGCUGGUACCAAGGCCUCCGGUACGCGUCGAACAAACGAUGUCCACCCAUCCCUGCCGACAUUCAACAGUUUGACCAGGUGUACAUGGCCCAAGCCAACCCGUUGCUGAUCACCAAUAAUUCGUACGUCAAGACGCAAAUGAGUGCAGCCAAGGACGUCCAUGCGGACCUGGGCCUCAUCGACGGCAAGGGGCCUCUCCACUGGGGCAUCAACACGGACGGCCGGUGCUUUCCCGUCGCCAACGGGUACAUCGGAGCGUACUUGUGUGACCCCGACUCGAAGAACCCCAAGUGCGAGGCGCCGCGCAAGGACGGCGUCGCCGACACCAACCAAAUGGACAAGUUUGAGUACCAAAUGGAUGCGAUUUCAGCCAACUGGGACAUUGGCCACGAAGCGUACACGACGUUUUACAUUUACCAAGUCGAGUGGGUCAUGGGGCCAUCGGGGUACGUGCGGUGGAGUCUGAUGGAUUCGCCUUUGUUCGAGAUUCCCGCCGCCGCCAUCACGGACCCGCCGCAGGACCCGACUGGAAAAGUCUACAACCCCAGGAAACUCAUGAUUGAAGAGCCUCUGUACAUCAUCUUCAACGUUGCGCUCGCGAAAGCAUGGGGUGCAACCCCACCCAACGUCGACGUCGGUGCGUGCAGAGGCAACUCAACCCACCACGACCCUCUUGGCACGUACCAAUACAACCGAACGAUGAGCAUCUGCGACUCGUUCCCCAUGUACAUGGAGAUCGACUACAUCCGCAUCUACCAAGACAAGAGCUCCAUGUUCAUCGGAUGCGACCCCCCCACGCACCCGACCAAGCAGUGGAUCGACGGCCAUCUCAAGUGGUACACGGACGCCAAGAACCCGAUGAUUCGCGUCGAUGGCGGCGCCACGUGCAAUUCCCAUGAAGACUGUCUAUCCAUGGGUUCCAUGACUCCAACCGGCCGCUGCAGCAACCGGCGGUGCGAGUGUGUCAAAGGCUACGGCGGCCCACGAUGCACCAAAUUCCUUGGCGCGAAAACGCUGAAUGUGGACGGCGACGCGUACUUCGGCCCGCAGUUUGUGUACCCUGUCGUGUUGGCCAGUGUCGUCGUGGCUCUAAUCGCCCUCACAGCAGUCAUUCGAAGGCGUCGAGUGACAGCAGCCAAGGAUAUGGUCGAAACGACGCGCCAUCCAAAGGAACAGGACGGCGACAUUCAAGCGCAUGCCGUCGGCGUCACACGCCGGUACUACACGCCGGGGAACACAUUGCCCAAGGAGACCCCUUCUCAAACAUGAAAGAUCUUUUUCCAUGAAUGUGAUUGGAUAUCUCGAAAGGUCACUUUGUGGAGUGUUUGAUUGGCUAUAAAUAAUUUGUAAUAGCCAAUCCAGUG
This is a messenger RNA of Aphanomyces invadans, 2312 nucleotides long. RefSeq lists its product as hypothetical. The record is from RefSeq and is a predicted model, not a curated record. Gene Ontology annotation, molecular function: glucosidase activity. Gene Ontology annotation, cellular component: endoplasmic reticulum membrane; plasma membrane. The transcript has 7 exons. Gene Ontology annotation, biological process: (1->6)-beta-D-glucan biosynthetic process. Bases 1 to 2217 code for a protein of 738 amino acids. NCBI's taxonomy places the organism in Eukaryota, Oomycota, Saprolegniomycetes, Saprolegniales, Verrucalvaceae.